Messenger RNA from Ectocarpus sp. CCAP 1310/34, 2235 nucleotides. Lineage: Eukaryota; Phaeophyceae; Ectocarpales; Ectocarpaceae. The record is from the annotation of a GenBank genome assembly.
AUGGAGGAUGACGACAGGGAGGACGAGGCUAUCGCGGCCCUAGUUUCCCUAGAGCAAGGAGGUCCGCCGCCCGCCGGUACUCCCCCGCGUCGUAAGCCAACUGCUGCUGGUGCGCAUGAGUCUGCCGGGAAGAGGAGGCCAAGAGGGCGAUUAUAUGAAGCCGGAGAAUCCUACGCCGCAAUGAACAACGCGGGUAAGGGACUACCGGGUUCCAUGCCUAGUAUGCCAGGCUUCUCCUUGGGUGGCGAGCGGAGCAGUGCUUGUGGUGCCUCGGGUUCGCAAGAGAAAGGGGACGAAGGUGGGGGUGAUUCGGGGCAGCGUGAUGAAUCCGCCGCACCACCAGGCGGCGGAUCUUCAGUCAGGUCACGUGGUGAUCUGCCUGGGAGCGGAAGCGGGAGUCGGAGUGGUACACAUGCGAAGGCCGGGGGAGACAGUUCAGUCCAAACCGGCGAUAACACUGGCGAAGGAGGCGGGAAAGGGAAAGGGGAAGGAAAGCAACGUGGUGCUUCGACUGUGUCGGGCUCAGUUGCCACGCCGACCACACUUCCGACCGGCAAGCGCCAGCGGCAGGGGAAGGCCAAGAGGACAAGGGCGUCAGCCGAGGAUGAGGACGUCGACGAAGAGGACCCGGUGCUUGCGCUCGAAGGCGUACUCUCGAGAGCUAUCCGCCAGGUCCUUGUGCGGCACCGUCUGGAAUCCCCGCGUCACCUUCUUCGCCCGAUGCCGAGGUUUCUGGUGUUCCAGGGGCGGGUCAGACUCAUCGGCGCAGAAGUUGACGUACCCGUUCGUCUGAUAGGAGCGAGGGAAGGGGCGGAAUAUCAAAUAAAGGCGUGAAGGGGCGGUACACGAGAGGGAUUUCUAAAAAUCAAAUUGGCACAACAAAAGAGUGAGCUCGCCUGGCGCAAGAGUGCCGAACCAUCUUGAAGAUAGUUGGUGAUGCACACCGUCGAAGUUGCUUGGAAAAUAUACAGCCCCUGGUUACAUGUAGCCAUGAAGGCAUACAUGGCUCGUACGAGCUCCGUGUAGUGCGCAAGGUGUGAUUCAGAAUAUGGUUGGUGGUAAUUGUUUUUGGCGUCAAGCAUGACGCUAGAACUACUUUCUCGCGAUGUCGCAGCCUUCCUUUCGACUAAUGCAUGUGUUCAUAUGUCGACUCUGAUACAUGCUGGAUCUUAGCUCCAUCGCGUUGUACUACUCCCCCCCCCUCCCCCCCGGCCGUCCAAGCAAGCCUGCACGUCUGAACAUGCAACGAUAAACACAUGACCCUAACAAACAAUUUGAAGUGAAACAUGCGCCGUGGACAACGGUCCGCCAGCUACAGUCUGCGCUUCAUGCUAUUUUGCGCGUGAUGGCCAUUAUACUGGUGCUCCUGCCGCUGUUGGCAUGAAAACCAUGCCACCACUUGGAACACCACUCUCUCGAUUGUCUGGGGGAGGAGGUUAGGCUGAACUUGUCGCCGCCGGGGUGUUUGUGCCGUCUCUUGUACGGGUCGGAUGACUCGUCACGGGGUAGUCCCUCGAACAUCCACCCCUUCGGAUCGUCCGGGAUGGGAGGGGAGGGUGGUUCACCAGCCUGGAAAAGACCAGCAACACACACCAGGUGUUGUGACCAGCGUCAUGCGAGUUCGGUACACUUCCUAGAUCCAAACGCUCCGGCGGAGAUGGUUUCUGCUGCUGCUGCUGUUGCCGCUGCCGCUGUUGCGGCCCGAGCGAAGUCGUUCGGAGCGGCGUCGUAACCGGUGAUGCCGGUGCCUGUUGUUGUCGUCGUAGCUGCCGAGCUUCUCCCCGGGUAUUGUGAUCAGCAUUGUGCGAGUUCGCAGCAUAUAUCGAUUUCUACGAUGCGCUCAUAUCAAACUCAGUCAUCCUCAUCAUCACUCGGCACGCUUGGGUCGAUUGCAGAUCUGCUGUUAUUCAUGCCAAGCUCGCUGUCCUCAGUGGCCGCGUUCAUUGUAAGUGUGUAUGGCUGCCGGAGAGAGCCGGCCAAAGUCGAUGUACGAGCAGGAAUGGCAACUGCCGCUGCCGGCAGCGCUACCGCAAGCGCUACCAACAACGCCGCCCAGAUAGACAGGGCAGACCAUGCGGGGCGUGGAGGUCUCCUCGUGACUUCUCGUCGCACCUCUAGUGGAUGCUCCGUGUGUUCGCAGCUGUGUGUUGGUGGGGCGGGCGCGCUCUACCCUGGUGUGCUCUACAACUCCUUUGCAUGUGGUUCGGGGUUUCUGCUAUCCUCCCCUAUACGACU